Molecule: messenger RNA, 1156 nt
Organism: Crotalus tigris (Tiger rattlesnake)
Lineage: Eukaryota; Metazoa; Chordata; Lepidosauria; Squamata; Viperidae
Exons: 6
Coding region: 1-873 (290 amino acids)
Source: RefSeq, a predicted model, not a curated record
AUGAAGGGUGAACUUCCUUCCCCGCUGCUGAAAGUGGAUCCGUUGUCCUUGAAGGUGAAGGAAGGUGACCCUGUGGUCUUCCUCUGCUCAGUGAAAAGAGGCAACGCAGAGAAGAUCUUCCAUUUCUACAAGGAUGGAAUGGAGAUCACCCCCAGGGAAGAAGGUCUUCUGGAACCCUCCAUUCUUUGGUGGGUGAACCUGGGAGCAGGUUCACAGACAGAUUCAUCUCGAUCAGCCCCCAGGCUGUCCUCGUCUCUUCCAUACAGCUUUAUUAUUAAAGGAGAAGAGAUUCCUUUGAAUUGCUCCCUCUCUGAGGGAGUCACGUCACGAAGUCCUGAGGGAUCCCAUAAGUUCUUAUUCAACUGUACAGAUCAAUCCGGCAAUUUAGUUGAUUUUCAACAUAUCCCUAACAAUACCAUCAGUGUCAGGACUGAAAAUCUGAACUCUGACCAAAUAAAGAUUAUAUGUAAUUGCAAGAUCAGGCAAUCAGCUGGGGGAUGGUCGUCUUCUCCUAAAAGUAAUCAGUUGGUCUUCUCAGUUGUUGGUGAACUUCCUUCUCCGCUGCUGAAGGUGGAACCGUUGUCCCAGAAGGUGAAGAAAGGUGACCCUUUGGUCUUCCUCUGCUCAGUGGAAGGAGGCAACGCAGAGAAGAUCUUCUAUUUCUACAAGGAUGGGAUGGAGAUCAACCCCAGGGAAGAAGGUCUUCUGGAACACUCCAGUGAACCCACAGAUCGUGUUCAAAGGGCCUCUUUGAGGAUCCUACAUGCGUCCAUCAAUCACAGAGGGGAAUUUACUUGCCGUUAUGAAGAAAGGAGAAGCAACCGAUGGCUCAUGUCUUCUUGGAGCCAGGGUUUAAACAUCACAGGCCUCUGAGGUCACCUACAGCUGCCUCCGGGACUCCUUCGCUCCGUCUCCUCCUGGACUAACAAGGAAGAACCGUCCUACACAACCGGAAGAAGAGGGGAUAUUGUAUAGUGACAUUGUGUUUCAACACAAAGGAAGGCAGAAAAAUCACCCCCUGAUUGCAGCAAAAUGUGUUUUUGUUGGUCAAGUCUCUUAAAUCCUGGGUGGUAUAAACAGAGGCAUAGAAUCAAGAUCACGAGAAGUCCUAUUACCUCUUUGUAAAGCCCUAGUAAGACCACACGUAGAAUACUGC